Boleophthalmus pectinirostris (great blue-spotted mudskipper) is the source of this 3077-nucleotide messenger RNA. It is a transcript of the gene acbd5a, whose product is annotated as acyl-CoA binding domain containing 5a. The coding region runs from base 160 to 1593 and encodes 477 amino acids. Gene Ontology annotation, molecular function: fatty-acyl-CoA binding. Gene Ontology annotation, cellular component: peroxisome. The record is from RefSeq and is a predicted model, not a curated record. Lineage: Eukaryota; Metazoa; Chordata; Actinopteri; Gobiiformes; Gobiidae. Gene Ontology annotation, biological process: fatty acid metabolic process; autophagy of peroxisome. The transcript is spliced from 13 exons.
AUCUCCCAGAGUGCUUUGCUUUCUGCUUGAUUACACUGUUCAUGGCGUCUCUCCCUAAGCUCGAGACAGGUCGCCUUCUGACAAACACUUAAAGCAGCGAAAUUACGCGGCUCUCUUUAUUUACAUGCUACUGCUGUUGAAGAAAGCAUCGACUUGACAAUGGAGGUGGAGAGUGUUAGUAAUAUGGAGGAGGACAGUGGUUUGACUCAGGUGAGGUUUGAGGCUGCCGUCAGAGUCAUCAAAAGCCUACCCCCGGAUGGCCCUUUUCAACCUUCCAAUGAUAUGAUGCUGAAAUUCUAUAAGUUUUACAAACAAGCCACGGUGGGACCAUGCAAUGUACCACGGCCUGGGUUUUGGGAUGCAGUUGGCAAAGCUAAAUGGGACGCAUGGAACUCUCUUGGGGAUAUGUCCAAAGAGAAAGCAAUGGCUGCGUAUGUGGAUGAAAUGAAGUUGAUCCUGGAGGGCAUGCCCAUGACCGGAGAGGUAGAGGAGCUGCUGCGGGUGCUGGGGCCCUUCUAUGAGCUGGUGGACGAGAAGAAGAAGAUCACACAGAUAUCGGACAUUAGUGCAGGCUUCGGGACAAUGAUGAAUUCAGUGCAGACCAAGAGUGUGGCAAAGGACAUUGUGAGGAGCAUGGAACUGAAUGGCUCUCUGGAGCCCAAACCCCGGCUCAUGUCUCAUAUGCGAGAGGUGUCAGAUGAGGAGCUGCAGGAGGAGGUGGAGGAAGAUGAUGAGCAAGUGUUACAAGAGAACAAGAAAGAGAGAAGAUCACCAAAGAAGAAAGGCUCAGCUCGAAGACAUCUGGCAAAUGGUAAAGUGCCUAAUGGUGGCACUCACCUCACCAAUGGGAACCAUUCUAGAGCUGCUCUGAACAGUGAGGACUCCCAGGAGGCAUUAGAGCCUGUGCUAAACGGACACCAUGCAGAUGCUGCAGCCCCUAAUCACAUUGCCAGUGACUCCGACAGUGAGGUCUACUGUGACUCUAUUGACCAAUUUGGCCAAGAAGAGAACUCUGAGCACAACCGUUCUAUUGAUGACCUGGAAGAGGAGGAGAGCCACAGUCAUCACUUAGCGGGGCCCGUGCAGGACAAUGUAGACGCACAAGGUGUUCAGUGCGGAGGAGAGGAUGGGAAGCCUACAGGGACCAGGCAAAGACCUCGUAUCGGAGGGGAGAUGUCCGGCAGUUCAAUGACCAGACAACCAUCAGGUUAUGGGUCACAUGGACCAGGUUCUGGGCCAGUAGUACCUACGCACAGCAGUGGUGAUGGAGCAGGGGGACACUGGGGAGGACCAGGAACUCCAGGCAUCAAUCUGAACGAGCAGAUUGUUGUAGCAUUGGCCAGAUUACAGGAGGAUAUGCAGAGCGUUCUGGAGAGGCUGCACACACUGGAGGCCUUGACUGCAUCCCAGGCCCGUUCAAUGGCUUUGUCUCCCACUUUGCCUUCAACCCCAGUCAACAAGAGGAAUCGGAAACCGUCCUGGUGGCCUUUUGAUAUUUCUCCCACAAGUCUGGCUUUCGCUGUGAUCUGGCCUUUCGUCGUGCAGUGGCUCUUGCGCGUAAUCUUACACAGAAGGAGGAGAAGGAUCAACUGAAACCUGCUGUGUUAAAGUUUCAUAUAAAUGUCCAGAUGGGUUGUAAGUGGCUAAAACUCCCAACCUGUGAUCUGCUUUUGCACUAAGGAGAGGGCACCAGGAGCAUAUUUUUUAAAGUCUGUUCUAUGGAUGUUGAAUUGGAAGGAGCAGGACAACCUUUUCCGAGAUAACGCCACUGUUGAAAUUGCAGUGUUUAAAGGUUAACAGUUAGUCAAUAACUGCAGUAGCUUUCCAGUUAAUUUUCUAUGGCUUCGUUGCACAAGAAAAACAUUUUUGUUAUGCUUGAUAUAGUUAAUUUUCAUUAUAUCAUACUGUUUCCACUAGCAAUGCAAUGCAAUGCUGCUAAAUAAAUAACUGUAGAGUAGACGAGAGGAAUGAAUGUAAUAAUGUGUCCCGUCUGUUUAAAUAAUUUCAAAAUUGUAUUCAAUAUUUAUUGCUUUUAGAGACAGUUACUAUGAAGGCAAUGCCAGCUACGCGUAUGAAAAGUACUAUAUGGAUUAGGGUGUGUGUCCAUUACUAUUACCUGUCAUCAUUCUGUUGGUCAGCUAAUCCAGUGUUUUUAAAAUGGAGAAAAGUGCCUCAACAUCACAAGGUGCAGUCAAGGGCAGCUCCAGGAGGGGGGCUAAGAUCUUCCAUGGGGGUGCUUUGCUCUUGUCCCAGUCUACAUGCAUUUUAUAGAACCGCCAAAUUGGUACAAAUAGGGGGGGCUAGAAGAUGUUCAGGUGCAUCAAGUAAUUAAGCAUUGGCACGUUAAAUAAAAGCGGCUAUCACACAUAUUACUCAUUACUCACAUUUGCCUCACUAAACAAAUUUAGUUAGUUCCUGAAGUGUUUUAAUAAGACCUUAAGUGGAAUUUUUAUAUUUGUAGUCUUAUUUUGAACAUUAAGAGAUUGCUAUUUGAAAAGUUUUAUGAGAUUGGAUGUCCUAAGUAAAAAUAAGCAAAAAUCAUAGUGGGUUGAGUGGGUGUGGGCAUUCAUAAGGCCUCCCUUUUUCUGGCACUGCACCUGGCCUGUAUUUGGCAUUAUGAUUUCACAAUACAGUGUAAGUGUAGCAGGACCAAAUAAACACUUGUCCUACCUAGUGAGCCAAUUGAGGAACGUGUCUCAAUCUCAAUUAACUGAAAUCACUGAUAUUUUAUGUAUAAAUCAUGUGUGAUCAUUACUGUAAGAGUGUAUUGUGAAAACGAGAGUGACUGUAGUGAUACCAAUUGUUUGCAGAGCUCUAUACUUAUUAUUGUAUACCAUAGCUGUACAAUUUAUUUAGAUCAAUGAAAUGCAAUAUUUUCAUUGCAUUCCCGUGUGCUACUAAUGUAAUAAUGAUCUUAUUGACAGAGGUUGCAUCUGCACUAAUCUUUCCAGAGCCAUUAUGUUUGAAUAUAAUAGUUUACCUUUUUACUGAGAAGGCUUUCUCACCUCUCUGCCUGUGGAUAGAGUGGUGUCUGCAUGUGAUAAUCCAAACCUAUUAAAGUUUUCAAAAAUAAGACA